This is a messenger RNA of Mirounga angustirostris (Northern elephant seal), 1330 nucleotides long. It is a transcript of the gene KCNIP3, whose product is annotated as potassium voltage-gated channel interacting protein 3. Gene Ontology annotation, biological process: regulation of potassium ion transmembrane transport; negative regulation of transcription by RNA polymerase II. Bases 520 to 1212 code for a protein of 230 amino acids. Lineage: Eukaryota; Metazoa; Chordata; Mammalia; Carnivora; Phocidae. Gene Ontology annotation, molecular function: RNA polymerase II cis-regulatory region sequence-specific DNA binding; potassium channel regulator activity; DNA-binding transcription repressor activity, RNA polymerase II-specific. The transcript has 8 exons. Gene Ontology annotation, cellular component: voltage-gated potassium channel complex; nucleus. The record is from RefSeq and is a predicted model, not a curated record.
GGUGGGGGCAGGCCGCAGGGGACGCCUCCCCGGGUGGUCGCCGCGCCCAGGCCAAUGAGCGCGCGGCGAGCCGCGAUGGAGGCUGGGGCGGCCGGGAGCGCCCGGGACCCCCGCCGCCGCCGCGCCCCCGUGCCCCCGCGCCCCCGCGCCCGCGGGGCUGGAGAGGGGGCGAAAGAGGCGAGGCGCCCGCGCCCGCCAUGGAGGCGUCUCUGGCCCGCGCCGGCCGCCUGAGCUGCGCUCCGCGCCGCCGCCGCCGCCGCCGCGCCUCGAAGUUUGCCGGCUGACUCGGAAAGUUGCGCUCGGGCUCUGCCGCCGCGCCGCGUCUAACCUCAGGGCCUGCCCAGUUCGCCGCCGCAGCCCUCCGCGGGGCCCGGGCCCCGUCGACACCCGCAGCCCCGCCUGCCGGGGGAUGUGAGCCGCGGCCUCCCCAAGAGGCCGGGCGGGCUGCACGGGCCCCGGCGCCUCCCGAGGCACGCGCGGGCGAGGGGCACGCCCCGGCCCCGGGCAGCUCGGGUCGCCAUGGGCAUCCAGGGCAUGGAGCUGUGCGCCAUGGCCGUGGUGGUGCUGCUGUUCAUCGCCGUCCUCAAGCAGUUCGGCAUCCUGGAGCCCAUGUCCAUGGAAGAUAGCAGCGACAGUGAGCUGGAGCUGUCCACAGUGCGCCACCAGCCGGAGGGACUGGACCAGCUGCAGGCACAGACCAAGUUCACCAAGAAGGAGCUACAGUCCCUCUACAGGGGCUUCAAGAACGAGUGUCCCACGGGCCUGGUGGAUGAAGACACCUUCAAACUCAUUUACUCCCAAUUCUUCCCUCAGGGAGAUGCCACCACUUAUGCACACUUCCUCUUCAACGCCUUUGACGCCGAUGGGAAUGGGGCCAUCCGCUUUGAGGACUUUGUGGUUGGCCUCUCCAUCCUCCUGCGAGGAACAGUCCACGAGAAGCUCAAGUGGGCCUUUAACCUCUACGACAUCAACAAGGACGGCUACAUCACCAAAGAGGAGAUGCUGGCCAUUAUGAAGUCCAUCUAUGACAUGAUGGGCCGCCACACCUACCCUAUCCUGCGGGAGGACGCGCCUCUGGAGCAUGUGGAGAGGUUCUUCCAGAAAAUGGACCGGAAUCAGGACGGGGUGGUGACCAUUGAUGAGUUCCUGGAGACCUGUCAGAAGGAUGAGAACAUCAUGAGCUCCAUGCAGCUGUUUGAGAACGUCAUCUAGGACAUGUUAGUGGGGAGGGGUCCUUGAGUGGCCACCACCACCUCUGCCCCCAGAGAAAUCUCAAUCCUGCAGGAGCAGCCUCCAUGAGAAACUUUUUUUCUAAUAUAUUUGCAAAAAG